Messenger RNA from Lentinula edodes (shiitake mushroom), 1065 nucleotides. RefSeq names its product translation initiation factor 2, alpha subunit. Bases 1 to 1065 code for a protein of 354 amino acids. Gene Ontology annotation, molecular function: translation initiation factor activity; RNA binding; ribosome binding. Gene Ontology annotation, cellular component: eukaryotic 48S preinitiation complex; multi-eIF complex; eukaryotic translation initiation factor 2 complex. Lineage: Eukaryota; Fungi; Basidiomycota; Agaricomycetes; Agaricales; Omphalotaceae. The transcript is spliced from 6 exons. The record is from RefSeq and is a predicted model, not a curated record.
AUGCGGUAUUACGAGCAAAAAUAUCCGGAGGUCGACGAACUUGUCAUGGUACAAGUUCGUCAGAUAGCAGAGAUGGGAGCGUAUGUCAAGCUUCUAGAAUAUGACAAUACCGAAGGAAUGAUUCUCCUGUCUGAGCUCUCUAGAAGGCGUAUAAGAUCGGUGCAAAAACUUAUUCGAGUCGGGAGGAAUGAAGUUGUUGUUGUAUUGCGUGUCGAUAAAGAAAAAGGUUAUAUCGAUCUAUCCAAAAGACGGGUGUCUCCCGAAGAUAUCACGAAAUGUGAGGAGCGAUACAUGAAGUCAAAAACAGUCGCAUCGAUUCUACGGCAUGUCGCUUCAAAAAUACCAUCCACGGACGUGGAACCCAAAACUGUCGAAGCUGCACCAGCACCUAUAGAUGUCGGAGAUAAAGAUAGCAAGAAAGCACGUAGAGCCGCUCGUCAGGCCGCUCACGAUGAAGAUGGUGCUGAAGAACUUCCAGUCUCAACAGGAAAUGAGGAGGAUCGACUCGAGAUGUUAUAUGAACAAAUUGCCUGGCCUCUCGGGAAAACGUACGGACAUCCGUACGAUGCGUUCAAGCUGUCAUUGGCCUCACAAUCUUACAGGGAGCCUGAUACCGUUUUCGGUACACUACAAACUACUAUAUCUCCCGCGAUUAAAACACUAUUAACGGCCACUAUUGCUCGUCGUCUCACUCCUCAGCCAAUCAAACUUCGUGCCGAUAUUGAAGUGACCUGUUAUACCCCUGCUGGCAUCGACGCCAUCAAGAAAGCUUUGAAGGCAGGAGAGAAAGAGAGUAGUGAGGCUGUCCCAAUCAAAGUGAAGCUCGUCGCCCCUCCCUUCUAUGUACUUACCACAAACGCAACAGACAAGUAUGCCGCCGUUGAUCGCUUGGAACGCGCGAUAGAAUCAAUCCAAAGCACUAUCGAAGACCAAGGUGGCUCUUUAGUCGUAAAAAUGAAGCCCAAAGCUGUUUCAGAGACCGACGAACAAGAUCUCGCCCAGCUUAUGGCUAAAGCUGGCCAAGAGAAUGCUGAGGUUUCUGGAGACGAAGAUGAUGAAGAAUGA